GUUUUUAGAAAUCUUCAAACGGCGUACUACAUAAUGUCCAUCAAGGUCCUUAUUUUUGUUGCUCUCCUUGUCAUCGCCUUCCAGUUUGCCAGCGUCACCGAGGCUCGAAACGCUCCACCGAUGACCCGUAUUCAGGAAGUCUUCCGCAGUCUCAUGGCACCAGAAGAAAUUCGUGGGAAAAAGUACUACCAGCAGUACGUCCCAAAUGCUGAAAACCAAUACUUCACCGAAUGGUAGUUAAAUCGAGCGUUUUUCUUUUUGCACCAAACCACCAAUCAUCAACCAAAUCAUUCACAUUUUCUCACUUUAAUUAUUACCAUCUCCUUCACCCUUCCAAAGAGUCAUGACAAUGAUAUUAAUACCAAUAAUAAUAUUAAUACAAAUAAUAAUAAUAAUAAUAAUAAUAUUUUCUCCUCCAAGUUUAGCGAACUCAUUUUAAGUUGCCACUAAAAGUCGCAUUACAAAUAAAUGACAAGAGAGCAUGUGUUAAUAAAAAAUGUUAAUUGCACGUUGUUCGAUUCUCAGUCAACCGAAUAGAAAUAAUAAAGUAUG
Molecule: messenger RNA, 552 nt
Organism: Caenorhabditis elegans
Lineage: Eukaryota; Metazoa; Nematoda; Chromadorea; Rhabditida; Rhabditidae
Gene: nssp-77
Product: Neuropeptide-Like Protein
Exons: 2
Coding region: 34-237 (67 amino acids)
Source: RefSeq, marked reviewed